Aplysia californica (California sea hare) is the source of this 1143-nucleotide messenger RNA. RefSeq lists its product as uncharacterized. Lineage: Eukaryota; Metazoa; Mollusca; Gastropoda; Aplysiida; Aplysiidae. The record is from RefSeq and is a predicted model, not a curated record. The coding region runs from base 15 to 854 and encodes 279 amino acids. The transcript is spliced from 5 exons.
GUCUUGUCUGGACUAUGCUAUUGCUGCUUAUAGCGACCAGCGCAUCUGCCAAGAAUGAAUAUAAAAGGCAACGCACACACAAUAUACCUUUUUCAAUGACAAGAGUCACAGAGUUCAACAGAGGCCCUGGCCCCCAACUCCCUGGGGCCGAAAAGCAAGCGCCGAGGUACUGGCUCAGCCCAUGUGCCAACUCCAAUCUGUGCGCACCACCGCCUUCCCGUGAACACAGCAGCUACCUCCGCGGACGCUCUCCGGCCGAUGUACAGUCGGCGAAGAUCGGCUCGUUCGAGUUGAGUAUGGAAGAUAAAAGCAUUUCCGCAUCUUUCCCAGACCAGCCGUCAUCAAUUCGAGAUCUUUCGAUCGAAGACGUGCCGGAAGCAGUGAAGAACGCAUUUCUGACACAGGAAGAGCUGCUAAACACUUCAGAAAUUCAAAUGAAAAAAGAUCCGACAUCGGAAUACGUCUACAAUCACACAACCCAUCAGCUCCUGACCCCUGACCUCUCUAACCAGGUGGUGCGUGUGGAGACCUCACUUUUACCCGGUGGUUGGAGGACCAUGACAUUGCUCCAUGGAUGCUGCCCUGUUCUGAGGUUUCACGCCUCAAACAUCACGCUGGAAAACAUCAACGGCCAAGAGAAGAGGAUCGUGCAUUUCUCCGACUCUGAUCCACCGCGAUACCAGUUCAUUCCCCAUGGACUGUGCAAAGAGGACACCAAGACGUACUCCUCCAACGGCCACUGCAUGCAGGGCAAGGUGACCAUGUCGUUGCUGGUUUAUGACGUCAGCUUCAGUCCUCCCAUCACGUUUGACCUGUUCCAGAUUCCUUCAUUUUGUAACUGUGUUCAGUAUUAGUCUCCCAUAGUUGAUUGCCUGGAGAGACUAUUGCCUCGUAGUAUGGUAUGCGCAGACUGUUGAAAAAUCCCAUCUCUACAUCUUGGCCCGCCCUUCAUCAUGAGCAGUCGCCAAUAAGUCCAAUCUUUGUCAGAUCCGUUACUACAGAAAGUCGCCCAGGUUGGGUCGCAGUCAACUUAUUAACAUCUUCUAAAGUUUUAGAAUGUCGGUUAAAAAACAAAACAAAACAACAACAACAACAACAACAACAACAACAACAACAACAACAACAACAACAACAACAACAACA